CACUGGUAUCUAUCUAUCGAAAUUGCAUAUAAGUGGGGUUCUCACUUCUCAGAUAAACAUCCGGUGCGCAUGCUCAGAAAGGUUCACACUGACACGCGCGCGCAAGUGUCUCAUGGAUUUUAGAGACUGAAUUUCUUGCUGUCAUUCCUGGUCUGUGUUCGUCCCGUAUCGAUGGGUUAAAUUCUAGUGCGGAGUCCAUGCAUUCCGUUUUUUGCAUUUUAAAAGCUUUAUUUUUACAAACGCGUAAACGAAAAAAUAAUGAAACAUUUCGACGAGUGUGGAUUACUAGCUCAAUGCUCAACGUCAGACAGGACAAAAUAGUGCCGACCGUCGUCAAAGAGGAGCUACAUUUGAUGACAGGAAAUCUACAGAUUCACAAUUUGUAGUCCAAUUAGGUAGUACAUUUCAAUCAUUGACAGUACUUGGAUCACAGUGUACAAAGGUGAAUGUAGGCAUUUGUUUGCGUGUUGAAUAUGUCAGCUUGUUUAACAGUUUGUUAUUUUAAUAAAAAUGUCCUCUCAACCCAUAGUAAUGGUUAACACUGUCCAUGGCUUAGGAUAUACUGGCUAGUGCAGUCAUUGGGUUCUUUGUGUAAUACUAUCCAGCCUUCAGCUGUUAGGCUUCAGGAUCAAAGUUCAUUUGGCAUUUUAUUUCUUAUGAGAUAGUUUAGCUUGUACAAAGUUUGCAGCAUCAGUAGAGUCAAACAUAAAAUAUGGUGGAAGAAAGUACAUGCAGUGAAAGCACCCAGGAUGGUGAGGAGCCGAGGUGCGACAGAAACGGACAAGCUGUGGAAGAUGUUGCCCCAGACCCGGUCAUUCUUGAAACCAAGGAGGACCCGGAAGCCCAAAAGCCGAAGUCCGGGGCCUGGAUAUGGUCUGUCGUUUAUCUCUGUUUCUAUGGUUUCAUGGUUCAGCUAAAGCCUGGGGAGCCUUUUAUCACGCCGUACCUGCUCAGUCCAGAGAAGAACUUCACCAGAGCACAGGUUACCAAUGAAAUCAAUCCUGUACUCUCCUAUUCCUAUAUGGCAGUGCUUGUGCCGGUGUUUCUGCUGACCGAUUACCUGCGCUACAAACCUGUGCUGGUCCUUCAGAGCUUGAGUCAUGUUUCCAUCUGGCUCUUGCUGCUUCUGGGCACAUCAUUGCUAGAAAUGCAGCUUAUGGAGUUCUUUUACGGCAUCACCAUGGCCGCCCGUGUGGCCUACUCUUCAUAUAUCUUCUCUCUGGUGCCAGCGACCGUUUACCAACGUGUGGCCAGCUACUCGCGCACCUCCGUGCUCAUGGGGGUCUUCACCAGCUCUGUGCUGGGUCAGUUGUGUGUGUCAGUGGGUGGUGUGUCAUACAUGACACUCAGCACAGUAUCUCUGGGGUUUGUAACUUUUGGACUGCUGUCGUCCUUUUGCCUGCCGUGGCCUAAGCAUAGCAUGUUUUUUAACAAAACACGCAUGGAGGCGGAGAGGAAGGAUGCGGCUCAGUCGGAAUUGGCCAAGAUGAAACCUUGCGAGAAGGAUGACGUUGUGUCCUGGAGGACUUCAGUAUUUGUUGGGAUGGUGAAAGAGUUAAAGAAUGUGGUGAAAAUACCUAAUUUAAGGCUUUGGAGUUUGUGGUGGGUGUUCAACUCCGCUGGUUACUAUUUAGUUCUGUUUUAUGUGCACAUCUUGUGGAAUAAAGUUUUGCCUGCCACAGAGAACAAGCAUGUCUACAAUGGAGCUGUUGAAGCUGCCUCUACAUUAUUAGGUGCGAUGACAUCCUUUGCAGCGGGUUAUGUAAAAAUUCGCUGGAAUCUUUGGUCUGAGCUGGUGAUUGGAUUGAUCACUGCAGCUCAGGCCGGUCUACUGCUGCUUAUGGGCACCACUAAUGAUAUCUGGGUUUGCUAUGUGGCAUACGCCCUGUUUAAAGGCUUCUACCAGUUCUUGGUUCCAAUCGCCAUUUUCCAGAUUGCAUCCUCUCUCACUAAAGAAUUGUGUGCUUUAGUGUUUGGAGUUAACACUUUCCUUGGGACAAUCCUGAAGACGAUCAUCACCAUCAUUGUAGCGGAUAAGAGAGGAUUGGCUUUAAAUGUUCACUCUCAGUUUUUGAUUUAUUUCUUUUACUUUGCCUUGCUGACUGUGAUUUAUCUGAGCUGUAGUGCUUGGAUCAUCAUGCGUCAUUACAGAAGUGAGAGAGCAGCGGAGGGACGCAAAGAAGCGGCUCUAACUGCAGAACUCGGUCCUAUCGCAACAGCUGCUGGCGAGGAACAUAAUGGAACCAGAAUAAAGGCUUGAGGUUUUAAAAAACUCCACAGGUGGAGUUCAUCCAACUUUUACAUUUUGGAAAAUCAAAACUUCUUUAUUGAGAUUGAAUAGUCUUGGUUUUAUUGUUAAGUUCGUCUUAAUGUUAUAGGAAUAUCUCGUUUUUACAAAAAGUAAAUCUAUUGACAUCGAUACAGCUAGCCAGUAGGAAGGUAUGUACAGUGGAAAAUUUUAGACCGAGUUCUGAUCUGCUAUAGAUGUUUAAAGUUAAGGUGUAGCAGAAUACAGAUAUGAAGUAAAAUUCAUGUUUGCGUCAAGACAAAUACAGUAUUUCUGUUGGGUCUUUAGAAGAAUCACCAGCAUUUGAGGAUUCAAAUGUCAGUUCUGCUUUGAAUAAAGCCAUAAAUAUAUUAAUAAACUAGAAUAAUAAUACAAUUACAGUAUUAUAUAGGGUAAACUUGCUUAUGCAAUUACAAAUUAAAAGUGAUUUUGUAUUGCAUUAAAAUACCACUUUCCGUUUUUUCUCUGUGCUACAGAGACCGUAUAUUAGAGGUACUGCAAUACGUGGAAAGUUUGUUUGUUCUCUCUUGAGAAUCAUUAUGAGAUUUAGUUUUAUUUUGAUAUGACAUUCCUAAGUGAAUUUCAGAUUAACACCGUAUCUACACCUGACGUGAGCGUCGUUGUUAUAAUCAUUAAAGCUGUCCACUCUGGAUGCCAGUCGUGAUAAUGCCUUAGUGGGUUUUUUUUUUUGGACAUUGCGCCUCGCGCAUCUGGUGUAGACACGCUGUAAGUGUUCAAAUGUUAUUUGGCCUUAAAAUGUUUAGUGCCUUUGAUGAACCAAAAACACAAUGAAUUACUUUUGCUGCUCACAAAAUGUUGCAUUUUUAUUCAUUUACACUACUUUUAGUGUUGAUACUCCAGAUGUUUUCAUUUUGGCUUUGCAAGAAUCAUAUUGUUUAGACACUUCUAUUCAACCCAUUCAAUACUAAUAACCAUUGAACAUAUGUCUUGAACACUGUUGAAAGUACUAACAUUACCAGUUACGAAAAAUGGAAUGUAUCAAACAAGGACCAGUAGUCCAUCAUUGAUUUAGAUUGCCUUAACCAUAAAAACACACCAAACUCUCAGACAUGCUUAUGUACUACAUGUUCUCAUUUGUAUGUAUGAUUAUACAAUAAAUUUUGAUUUUAUUGUAAGAAA
This is a messenger RNA of Triplophysa rosa, 3427 nucleotides long. RefSeq names its product solute carrier family 19 member 1 (gene slc19a1). Lineage: Eukaryota; Metazoa; Chordata; Actinopteri; Cypriniformes; Nemacheilidae. The record is from RefSeq and is a predicted model, not a curated record. Gene Ontology annotation, biological process: folate transmembrane transport. The coding region runs from base 713 to 2260 and encodes 515 amino acids. The transcript is spliced from 6 exons. Gene Ontology annotation, cellular component: apical plasma membrane; plasma membrane; basolateral plasma membrane. Gene Ontology annotation, molecular function: folate:monoatomic anion antiporter activity; folic acid binding.